Molecule: messenger RNA, 1510 nt
Organism: Lacerta agilis (Sand lizard)
Lineage: Eukaryota; Metazoa; Chordata; Lepidosauria; Squamata; Lacertidae
Product: tetraspanin-4-like
Exons: 9
Coding region: 16-1083 (355 amino acids)
Cellular component (GO): membrane
Source: RefSeq, a predicted model, not a curated record
GGGGUUCAAAUCCGAAUGGACGUCUUUGUCUCGAAUAGAAACCCGUUUCCCUCCCAGAGCCCCCUGGGCUCCACCCCACAGUCUCAAACACGCCCCCCUAUUACUGCCCCCCUUUCUCCCCUCCCAUUUCCUUCCCCCUGUCCCGUGUUGGAAUUUGCUCCCCCUCCCUUUCCAUCCUGCAUCCCAUCAGAGGACAAGCAACUUGGAAGAGGUCUAGGUGUCUGGGAGGCGGGCUCCCGCCCCAAAUCCGCACUCCCGCCCCAAAGUCUCCUGCCCCGAGACCAAGAAUGGGCUUUGCUGAAAAAAUGGGAAAGGAACUCUGUCAUGAGUGGCAAAAAGGCAAGGAAUGAGGACACAUCCACCAUGGGGGUCAGCCGCGGCUGCUUGCUGUGCGUUAAAGUGAAGAUGUUCGUCUUCAACCUCAUCUUCUGGCUCGGCGGCUGUGGGGUGCUCGGUGUGGGUGUAUGGCUGGCUGUGACCCAGGGCCGCUUCGCCACCUUGUCGUUCUCGUUCCCGUCUCUGUCGGCAGCGGGCCUUUUCAUGGCGACUGGAGCCAUCAUCAUGGUUGUGGGCUUCCUCGGAUGCUUGGGGGCGGCCACAGAGCACCGCUGCCUCCUACUGACGUUCUUCCUGGUCCUCUCCACCCUCUUCCUCCUGGAGCUGGUUGGGUUGCUGGUUUUUGUCACCUGCAGGGACAAGUUUGAUAGAUAUGCCCAGUCCAAUCUGAAGGAAGGACUUCAGCUGUAUGAGACAGAGGGAAAUGUGGGUUUAACCAGAGCAUGGGACGUUGUGCAGAAUGAGUUUCGUUGUUGUGGGGUGCAGAACUACACAGACUGGUUUGAGGUCCGCAACAGAACGUGGGUUCCCGAGUCCUGCUGUUUGCAGCAAAGUGACACCUGCCAAGUGGACAGCGCCAGCUGGUGGAAGGAGCCCUGUUACGAGAAGGUGAAACGCUGGCUAGGAGAGAACAUCUCAGCCAUGGGCAUCUUUGCUGCUUGCAUCAUUGUUGUCCAGGUCUUGGGCAUCGUUUUCUCCAUGCUGAUGUACUGCCAGGUGCGGCGGGCGGAGAAAUACUAUGACUGAGCCCCAUCCAAGUACAUUCUUCAUUCCUCCAUCUUGGUGGCUCAGAAGCAGCACCGAGGGGAUUCCUAGCUCCUUUAGGGCACCCACUCUCCCUUGCUUUCUCCCCCUUUCGCUUUCUUCCUUAUUUGAGAGCCUUAGGCCUUUUGCUAAAGACCAUUCCUGCCAUUUGGCUCAUGCCAUAUCUGCUGGGAGAUGAAGAUACCCACCCCCUUCCCUUUGAAGGACCUCGUUUUUUGCUAAAUCUUUUAUUGUGCAUACCUCUUUUCAGGCCUAGAGUGGGAUUAUAUUUCCUCUCAUCUUAGCCCCACCCCACCCCUAUAUUUUACAUCGUGACCCUGACACCCACCCACCCUUUGCCCUUCAGUCUUGUUGCUUUUGUAUAUAACAGAACUAUACCAAGCACCAAUAAAGCAGUUAACCCCUUUCA